UUUACCCUGGCUUUUGUUCUAUCUCUACAGGCUGUGAAUCCGUACAAAGUUACCUCCGCUGGCCCUGUAAAUCACGCUGAGGUUGUGGAGAUGAAUAAAUCCUCCAGGGAUAAAGAUAACCGCAACCAACAGAAGGAGGUAAAUGAUGAACUGCUGAAGAGGAUAACUGACAAUAAGGCCCAGCCCCCAGCGCGAAACUUUCGGGUGGACCGCUCAACUACAUCCAUGCCCCUUACAUCUGAUUCCCAGCCCUUUGAGGUCCAUGCUUGGCUCAAUGCAAAGGGCUUCUCUAGACCGGUGGUGGAAUGUCUUGGUAUUCUGAACGGGGCUCAACUAUUUUCCCUCAGUAAGGAUGAGCUGAAAGCCGUGUGCGGAGAUGAGGGUUCCCGUGUGUUCAGUCAGAUCACUGUGCAGAAAGCUCAAACAGAGAGGGGUCGUGGGGAUACAGAACUGCAGGAGAUCAUGAGGCGACGACAACAGGAGGUGGAGGGCUCAACCUGGGAAUGAUUACAGUUAAUCAGGCCAUCACUCAUUGCAUUAUUUCAUCACAUUUUCUUC
This is a messenger RNA of Carassius auratus (goldfish), 558 nucleotides long. It is a transcript of the gene eps8b, whose product is annotated as epidermal growth factor receptor pathway substrate 8b. Bases 91 to 507 code for a protein of 138 amino acids. Gene Ontology annotation, biological process: positive regulation of ruffle assembly; Rho protein signal transduction; regulation of Rho protein signal transduction. Lineage: Eukaryota; Metazoa; Chordata; Actinopteri; Cypriniformes; Cyprinidae. The transcript has 4 exons. Gene Ontology annotation, molecular function: actin binding. Gene Ontology annotation, cellular component: vesicle; ruffle membrane; plasma membrane. The record is from RefSeq and is a predicted model, not a curated record.